Hemisphaericaspora subhashii is the source of this 474-nucleotide messenger RNA. It is a transcript of the gene EGD1, whose product is annotated as Egd1p. Lineage: Eukaryota; Fungi; Ascomycota; Pichiomycetes; Serinales; Debaryomycetaceae. Bases 1 to 474 code for a protein of 157 amino acids. The transcript has a single exon. The record is from RefSeq and is a predicted model, not a curated record. Gene Ontology annotation, cellular component: cytosol; nascent polypeptide-associated complex.
AUGCCAGUUGAUCCAGAAAAGUUAGCUAAAUUACAAAAGGCUUCUGCCAAGAAAGUCGGUGGUUCUAGAAUCAAGGCUAAGAAGGUUAUCAAGACUGAACAAGAUGACACCAAAUUGAUUGAAGCUUUAGGUAAAUUGAAAGCUACCAAGAUCGAAGGUAUUGAAGAAGCUAACUUCUUCAGAGAUGACGGUAAGGUCUUACAUUUCAACCGUGUUGGUGUCCAAGGUGCUCCAGCUUCUAACACCUUUGCUUUCACUGGUUACCCACAAGAAAAGAACAUUACUCAAUUAAUUCCACAAAUCUUACCUCAAUUGGGUGCUGAAAACUUAGAAAUCUUAAGACAAUUAGCUGAACAAAUCCAAGCUGGUAAGACUCCAAAGGGUUUUGAUGCUGGUGCUGAAGCUGCCGCCGCCGAUCAAGGUGCCGAUAUCCCAGACUUAGUUGAAGGUCAAAACUUUGAUGACGUUGAAUAG